Balearica regulorum gibbericeps (East African grey crowned-crane) is the source of this 978-nucleotide messenger RNA. The record is from RefSeq and is a predicted model, not a curated record. NCBI's taxonomy places the organism in Eukaryota, Metazoa, Chordata, Aves, Gruiformes, Gruidae.
AUGCGACAUGUGUCCCCUCCCUUCAGUGGGCUUAAACUCUGGGAUCCCCCUGACAGCAGCAUCCCACUGCCCGGGGCUUCCCAUGGGCUCCCUGUGCCCCUUUGCUCCCAGCUGCCAGGCUGGGACACCUCCAAACCAGGCUGUCCUGAGAGCCAGGAUGGCUCUUUGGCAGCUGGCUCAGAUGGCUACCCUAAAGAGGAAAUGAUUUACAGAUGGAGGAAAAACUCAGUGGAGGCUGCUGACCAGAAGUCUUGGAGACUCUAUCAGUUUGACUUUAUGGGUCUCAGAAAUACUUCAGAAAUUGUGAAAACCUCUGCAGGUGAUUAUGUAGUCAUGACUAUAUACUUCGACUUAAGUAGAAGAAUGGGAUACUUUACUAUUCAAACAUACAUUCCCUGUAUAUUAACAGUUGUUCUUUCCUGGGUAUCCUUUUGGAUUAAAAAAGAUGCCACACCAGCAAGAACAGCAUUAGGCAUCACCACAGUAUUGACCAUGACAACUCUGAGUACCAUUGCGAGAAAGUCAUUACCCCGCGUCUCCUACGUCACCGCUAUGGAUUUGUUUGUGACUGUAUGCUUUCUAUUUGUCUUUGCUGCUCUGAUGGAGUAUGCAACCCUCAACUACUACUCGAGUUGCAGGAAACCAAACUGUACUAAGAAGAAAAAGUCGCUACCUGAUGUCAGCUUUGGUCAUGUGAUGAAUUAUUCUGUACUUGAUAUGAGACCACCAACUACAGUCAUCACAUUGAACAAUGCCAUGUACUGGCAAGAAUUUGAAGAUGCAUGCGUCUAUGAAUGUCUGGAUGGGAAAGACUGCCAGAGCUUUUUCUGUUGUUAUGAAGAGUGUAAAUCAGGCUCAUGGAGGAGAGGACGAAUUCACAUAGACAUCUUAGAACUGGACUCUUACUCUAGGGUCUUUUUUCCUACAUCCUUCCUGCUGUUUAACCUGGUCUACUGGGUUGGAUACCUCUAUCUUUAA